Periconia digitata is the source of this 2140-nucleotide messenger RNA. NCBI's taxonomy places the organism in Eukaryota, Fungi, Ascomycota, Dothideomycetes, Pleosporales, Periconiaceae. The record is from the annotation of a GenBank genome assembly.
UUCCCACAAUGCAGUCCGAGCUGCUCUUCACCGCCUCCGCGCCGCUUUACCACGAUGAACGACCCCGGGCUUCAUGAGCCCGCGCAGAACGCCGCUCAAGAUGUGGAAAAGAAUACGUACGAGGCUGAUAAGGACGGAGCCGUCAAGGAGGAGCGGACUUUUCUGGAUCCAAGUCGAUAUUGGUUAGCCUCUACUGCAUGUCCGCUGGUUGCAGGCACCUUUGGGCCCAUCGCAAAUGCCUUUAGUAUAUGUGCCUUGGUCGAAAAGUGGAGAGUAUAUAUCCCUCCUGGAUCAGACGAGGGCCACAGCGAGAAAGUCGAAGAUCCCAAAUGUUAAGCUCAUCGCGGUUAAUUCCGUGUCUCUGAUAUUCGCCCUUGCCGCCAAUAUUGCCCUUUUGCUCAACAUGACUCGCCGUAUCAGUUUUGCUAUAGCCCAGCCCAUCACAAUUGUCGGCUGGUUCAUGGCUUCAUUCCUGCUCAUCGCUCUCGCAUCCGUGGCUUCCACUUCACUGUUUCGAUUGCAGCCAUUAUCCCAGCAUGCUUUGAGCCAAGCAUACUACUAUGGCAUCAUUGCUGCUGCACUAUAUUUCAUCAUCGCGUCAAUGCUCGUAAUUACUGUAGUCGGCGCAUACCGAGGACACUACCCCAAAGAAUUCAGGUUGACGUCAAGCCAGAGGACUCUGAUGCUUCAGACUAUAAGCUUCAUGUUCUACAUACUUACUGGAGCUCUGGUUUUCUCCAAGGUCGAAGGGUGGAAGUACUUGGACGCUGUGUAUUGGGCCGAUUUCACCCUCCUCACUGUUGGUGUGGGCGGCGAGCAUGUACCGCUGACACAUACUGGUCGAACUUUGUUGUUCUUCUACGCGAUCGGUGGAAUCAUGAUGGUCGGUCUCGUUAUAGGAUCAGUACGAUCUUUGGUACUAGAAAGAGGCAAAGAGAAGAUGUCUGCUCGUUUUGUCGAACUCAAACGAGAGAAGGUCCUGAACUCGAUUGAUCCCGAUGAGCAGACGAUCAAGUUGGGUCUUUUCGAGAAUAUCACAUUCACAACCAAGGGUCUGGAUGAGUCCCAACGAAGAGAGCAAGAGUUUCGCAUCAUGCGCCGAGUUCAGCAGAAAGCCGAGCGCAAGAGAAGAUACACGGCACUAGCCAUGUCUUCGACAGCGGCGCUUUCGCUGUGGUUACUUGGGGCGCUCGUCUUUAUGCAUUCAGAAAAACCGCAGGGGUGGUCGUACUUUGUUUCUCUGUAUUUCGCAUACACCUCGCUUCUGACCAUUGGGUACGGUGAUUACACAUUGUCGAGUAAUUCCGGAAAGGCAUUUUUCGUGUUCUGGAGUUUAUUAGCUGUUCCGACACUCACUAUACUCAUCUCGAAUAUGGGAGACACGGUGAUCAAAGCCUUCCGCGAUCUCACCAUCUGGAUUGGUUCGCUUACCGUUUUGCCCGGCGAACAAGGUAUUCGUUCUACUCUAGGCAUCGGUGUGGGGAAACUCCGCCACGGCAAGCUUUAUAGUCCGAAGGAAGAAGACAAAGAUGGAAAAGCCGUCGGAGCAUCGGAGCAAAAGAUACUAGACCGACUAGCAGACAGCGUUGAAAAGGAGGAACUUGGGGAAGCCGAAGAAGCGGAAGAACAGGGCGAUUACCUAGAACGCGACAUACACUUCUAUCACUACAUACUCGCAAAAGAAGUUGGGCAGCUUACUAGGGACAUUCACGCAUCACCACCGCGACAGUACACCUAUCAGGAAUGGAAUUACUACCUUCGCCUACUUGGCCAGGACGAGAACGACGAAAGACUACAUAGAGAACCGAAAGUACACCAAAAGCGAAGGGAGGGUGACCAACCCGACCUUGGAACUGCGAAUGAGGGUGGGGACUCUAGGUGGAGUUGGUUGGGUAUUCGGAGCCCACUAAUGGGCAAUCAGAAUGAAGCUCAAUGGCUCCUCCAGCGCAUGUCUUUGACUCUGGAGCGGGAGAUGCAGAAGCAACGGUCGCCACAUGCAAAGAAAGAACCGCCUCCGAUAUCGAUGGCGAACCUAAACCGAAAACGUGAUUCGGACUCCACAUCUGGCCAUCAGACGGAAUUACGGGAAAAUGUUGGUGCUGCAGAGUUGAGGCGGCGUGGACACAACGACGAGGUGUGA